This is a messenger RNA of Cynocephalus volans (Philippine flying lemur), 7531 nucleotides long. RefSeq names its product solute carrier family 16 member 7 (gene SLC16A7). Gene Ontology annotation, biological process: monocarboxylic acid transport; transmembrane transport. NCBI's taxonomy places the organism in Eukaryota, Metazoa, Chordata, Mammalia, Dermoptera, Cynocephalidae. Bases 600 to 2054 code for a protein of 484 amino acids. Gene Ontology annotation, cellular component: plasma membrane. The record is from RefSeq and is a predicted model, not a curated record. The transcript is spliced from 8 exons. Gene Ontology annotation, molecular function: monocarboxylic acid transmembrane transporter activity.
UUCAACUGCCAGCGCCUCCCCACCCCGACGCCUUCUCCUCCUCCUUCUCCGGCCCCCAGCGGGCGAGGACACGUGAAGGGACAUAAAUAAAUAAAUAAUUCCAUUCACCCGGUGACAGCAAGGCGAACCCGCUGCGGCUAGGGGGGAAACGGAGAGCUGCAGCGCCCACCCUGUGCCCGAGACCAGAUACAGGGAUCGCAACCCUUGGCGUGGUGUCCCCCACACCGCGCUCAUCCAGUGAGGGCACCGGCCAUUCCUAUAUAGGAUCCGAACCCGCGGCGGGGGCGCCGCUGCGCUCUCCAAGUGCUGCACUCUCCCGAGUGCGCCCAGACUAUGGCUUUUUUAAAAAUCGGUUGCCAACAAACCUGGAAGACACCAGCCUACGGGUCUUUAGGGGAAGUCAGAGAGUGAAGAAAACUGGACACAGUGUGCAAAGAUAAUCCAGAGUCUGCUCUACCUCCCUUCCUUUUUUUUUGCCUUCAAAUAUCACACUUCAAGGUAUAGUGACGAGGCUUGAAGAUAUCACAUAUAAUUCAAAGAAAUCUUUUCAAGUGGGACUCUGUGAACAGGUUACUUGAAUUUCCACUAGAGGAGCAGAAAUGCCAUCAACAACAGGUGCCCAAACCCCAUAUCCACCUCCUGAUGGAGGAUGGGGCUGGGUUGUGGUUGGAGCAGCUUUUAUCUCCAUUGGAUUUUCAUAUGCAUUCCCCAAAGCCAUCACAGUAUUCUUCAAAGAAAUACAGCAAAUAUUCCACAGUACCUACAGUGAAAUAGCAUGGAUAUCAUCCAUUAUGCUGGCUGUUAUGUACGCAGGAGGUCCCAUAAGUAGUGUUUUGGUGAAUAAAUACGGCAGUCGGCCAGUGGUGAUGGUAGGAGGCGUACUAUGCUCUUUGGGCAUGAUCUUGGCCUCUUUUAGUACCAGUGUAGUACAGCUUUACCUCACUGUGGGAUUCAUUGGAGGUUUAGGUUUAGCCUUCAACCUGCAACCGGCCUUAACAAUAAUUGGCAAAUACUUCUAUAAGAAACGACCCAUUGCAAAUGGAUUGGCCAUGGCAGGAAGCCCUGUUUUCUUAAGUUCAUUGGCUCCUUUCAAUCAGUUCCUAUUUAAUACUUAUGGCUGGAAGGGAAGCUUCUUGAUUUUGGGAGGUAUACUUUUGAACUGCUGUGUAGCUGCAUCACUAAUGAGACCCCUUGGACCCACACAAACUACUUCUAAGUCUAAAAAGAAGACUGGCAUAAGAGCGGAAGAUCCAGAUGUGAAGAAAACCCAUGAGAAGAAAACAAUAUGGGAAAAAGUUAAUAAGUAUUUAGAUUUCUCCCUUUUUAAGCACAGGGGAUUUCUGAUAUACCUAUCUGGAAAUGUCAUUAUGUUUCUAGGAUUUUUUGCCCCUGUUAUAUUCUUGGCUCCAUAUGCUAAAGAUAAGGGAAUUGAUGAGUAUUCUGCAGCUUUCUUGCUGUCAGUUAUGGCUUUUGUUGAUAUGUUUGCUAGGCCUUCUGUAGGAUUCAUUGCAAACUCCAAAUAUAUCCGACCCCGAAUCCAGUACUUCUUCAGUUUUGCAGUCAUGUUCAAUGGAGUAUGUCAUCUCUUGUGUCCACUGGCACAGAACUACACAAGCCUGGUGCUAUAUGCUGUAUUUUUUGGCCUUGGAUUUGGGAGUGUUAGCAGUGUCCUCUUUGAAACUCUCAUGGACCUUGUCGGUGCUCAAAGAUUUUCCAGUGCUGUGGGACUUGUCACAAUUGUUGAAUGCGGCCCGGUUCUUCUGGGCCCUCCUCUUGCUGGUAAAUUGGUGGAUGUAACUGGAGAGUAUAAAUACAUGUAUCUAGCCUGUGGAGCUGUUGUGGUAACAGCAAGUGUGUGGCUGUUCAUUGGCAAUGCUAUAAACUAUAGAUUACUUGCAAAGGAAAAGAAGGAGGAACAAAGAGGGAAGGAGAAAAUACAUACGCUCGAGUCUGGAGAAUCUGAACACUUAAGCAGAUCAAAACAGUCUGAAGACAUUGAUGUCAAAGUUUUGAAAGCACAGAGUACUCCCACAGAAAGAGAAACUAAUAUUUAAGAAGAAUCCCAUCUCUGAUUUCAGUGUUUAUGUAUUUUCUUAGGAGUUUGUUCUUGCUUUGGUUUUUGUUUUUCAAAACAUUGGGAAGUUCUUUGUUGAAAUAAGGAGUCACAAUUAACUAUGGAGAUUAGAUUUUCCUCAAUAGCAAAUUUUAAAUUAGUUUUUAAAAACUUAUUUGGGUAAAUUUGAGAUUAUGCAUAUAAAGAAUUCAUGCAAUAGGUUUAUUGCCAUACAUGACUAUGGGAUUGGUGGUUAAAAUGCUAAUCUUAAAAUCUUUCAGUGACUUCGAGUCUCAGUUAGAUAGGGAGAUCUGAAUCCCAUACCCCUUUGGUUUGGUUAGAAAAACAAACUUGAAUAAAUUUUAAGUAGUUAGAAGGAGUAUGUUUAAUCCCAUAAAAUGGCACUCUUCACAUUUUAAUUCUUAUUUUGUAUUAAAGUAUGAAAUUGAUUGAAGGAAAAUUAAUUCUCCCCUCACACACCUACAUAUAUACACACACACACAUACAUACUUUCACAUACUUAUCUGCAUGUACACAGAGUAUCUGGAAAACAAAAACCAAAUUCAAGAAGAAUUUUACUACAGUAAUUUAUUUUUUUAAAGUAAAAAAAUAUUCAUGGAGACAAAAGAAAUGUAUUAUAUCUGCAUGCUACUUUACAAUGUGGAUUUUAAAGACAAGCACAUGGGUAAAAAUGACAAUGAUCUUAAUUUGAAAAUGCAACUGACUCCUAUAAAACUGUUUGCAUGUAUAAAAUAAGUUUGAUAAUGAAAAGAGAAAGAACUCCAUUUUGAACCAUUAUUUCUGAGCACUGUGAAACUUGAUUAAUCCAUGUGCAUUAUUUCUUUGCAGGGAAGGGGGCAGGAAAGACAUUAGUACCUGGUGCUAGAGAAUAGAACCAUUAGAAAUAUUAGAUAAACAUUUUCAAAAUUCUUACCUAAUAUGUAAAUCAAAAUAAAAGUCUGAAUUACUCCUAGCAAUGAGCUAUAUUCACUAAUUUUAAAAGGAUUUUAGUUGAUAACUCAGAAAGUAAUAACGGGAUUUCUUUUAAUCAGGCUUCAAUCCAGAUUCAUUGUCAUACUGAAAUACCAAAGUAGAAUACACUUAGCUGCCAGGUUUAUAAAUAGACCAAAUUCUAAUUUUUUUCAACACAUAGUAAUGACCAGAGGCUACUGUUAUGAGUAAUCUUAGUAUAGCUGACUGACAGUGGCAGGUGAUCUUAAUGAGCCCUCUAAGGUCUAUCAGCUAUCUCCCUUCCACAAAAUGCAAAAGCAAAAAACAAACCACAAGCAGGCCUUUUACACAGCCAUUGAAAAUGCCUCAUAUGGGGCUGGCCCCGUGGCUCACUCGGGAGAGUGCAGCACUGGUAGCGCCGAGGCCGCAGGUUCGGAUCCUAUGUAGGGAUGGCCGGUACGCUCACUGGCUGAGCGUGGUGUGGACGACACCGUGCCAGGGUUGCAAUCCCCUUACCGGCCAAAAAAAAAAAAAAAAGAAAAUGCCUCAUAUGAGAGUACUUCACAAAGUUCAUGGAGAGGUUAGUAUUAUCUUUCAAUUCUGUUUUUCCAAGAACUUUUUGAAAUACCCUCUUAUUAUAAAGAUGGCAGCACUUGAAGAUUUCACCUUCUACUGAUUAGACUUCCUGCUGCCUGUGCACGUAACUAAACCAGGAAACUGUUCAAGAAGUUUUCUAGAAACGGAGGCUGUGUGUGACUUGGCAUUGCAGAUAUAAGAAGCUUGAAGUAUUGAAUCCCAGGUUAAUUUAGCAGUUUUUAAUUUUUAUAACUAUGCAAAAACAUCUGGGAAUCUGAAUCACUUUUGAUCACAGAGGCAUAUGUAGUUCUAUGCUUUUAAAACUAUAAAUACUACUUCGAAUGAGAAAAGUACUUUUAAACAAGAAAAAUUGUGCAUUUUGACUAAAAUUAUAUUUACAUCUAUAAGUCUGAAGUUUAAGUUAACGUUAUGAUUAAUAAAAAACAUUUAGUGUUUGAUUAUUGAAGUGAUUGUCACUCUUAAGAUGUCAAAGAGAAUUUACCAUUUAUUUUCUUACUGCAAUAGAGGCAGGUGCUAUUCAUACUUCCUAUGAGAUUGCACUUGGAUACCAAACUUUUGUAAUAGUUAUUAUUAAGCAUUUGAUUCAUAAAAUUAUGCACUGUUUAAGCAUGUGGCUUAUAUAUAGGAAACUGUAUAAAAUUCAAUUUUUCAUUUAACUUUUGCUUUUUUGCAUAUGAAGAGUUAUUUGUAUUUUUCCAAUAUUAAGUAAAAUAACAUGUGCCAAUGUCAUAGGUAAAUAUAUCAGGAAAACUGUGGCAGUAUAUGGCUGUUUUUAGUUUAGUUUCACCCAAUCUUGUUUUCUGAAUUAGCUUUUUUUAUGUUAUUAGUGCUUUUGUAUUCAAUUCUGGCUCAGUAUAAGAAACACAGCAUUAUAAAUUGUGUAGUAUUUCUACAAUUGUAAAUGUUUUCAAAAAAUUACUUGAAUUAUCUGAAAACACACAUUUAAACUAAUAUAGAUAUCAGACCCUAGGGGGAAAUAAAUAGCAAAGUAAUGACCGUGGGGUUUUAGGUCUGAGGCGCUAUAUCCUUUGUAUCACCUGCUACUGGAGACAUGCUCUGUUGGGUACAUUUGAAUGGCCUUCUCCAUGCCACAAGUUUUAUUUACUUACUGAUGAGUUUCUUGUCAAGUCAAAACCAGUUUACAUUUGUUUUGCUGCUCUUUGGGUAUCUUCAUUAACUCUUUAUUUGUAACACUGAUUAUACUGAACUGUUAGAAAAGAAAGGGAAGUAAAAUUGCACAAAGCACAUGAUAAUGAUGUAUGCAGUCACACCUGGUGGUAGCACUGCAUAAAAUUACAAUUAUGCACACAUAUUAAUUCCCAUACACAAAUGUUGAAAAUUAAACCAGAACACAUUUGAAACAGUGACAUAAACACAUAAAGGAUUCAGAAUUGUCCCAGAGUAAUAUAAAUUAUUCUUCUUGUUCACUCUCCCCACCACCCUUCAACUUGCUAGAAGAUGUUGCUUUAACAGAAUCUUUCAAAGACUGGGAAAAGAAUAUCAAACUAGAAGUUUCAUUAUUAUGUAGCCACAUAAAUGGAGGAGGGAAUAUAGUUGUCUUCUGUGUUUGCAACAUUUAGUGCUGAAAUAUUUCUUUCCCCAGUGAACAACAGGUUUUAGAUGUUCAAGAUAUCAAGAGUAUAUCACUAAAAUUCCUACUAAACCGUUUCCCCAUUAUGAAAUUAUACAGAAGGAAAUUGUCAAAAAUUAGGGUACUCAAAUAGUUCAUGAUCACUAGCCAAAUUAUUUUCGCAUUUGUGUUAACUGAGCACCCCGUAUUUUUUACUAUUUAACCUUAAAUAUGCCUUCACUAAUGUUUGAAUAGAGAAUUAGGGUGGUCUAGUCCUGACCUAUCCCCACCCUCUUUUCUGAUCCUUUUUGGGCCCAAUCAGCACACCUUUAAGAGGCUGUGGGUCAGGUUCUAGUGUAUUUCUCCUUGGAAGACAUGACAUUUUCUCAGUAUUAAUUCCCAUGCCUCAUACAUUUCACUUCUUCGGUACCAAGUCUCGACCAUCUAGCUCAUGGGCCAGUGGGCCUCACACAGACUCUAGGGAAUACGCAAACUAAUUAGGUUUGAUAUGAUCGAACGUGCACUUUAAAAAUUAGAUGUUUUAUACUUAUCCUUUUCUGGCUGUACAGCAUGACAAGAUUGCAGGAAAAAAGACCAAAAGAUAUAUGAUAUAAGAUUUUAUUUAGAUGUCAUAAACAUGUAGAAAUAUUCUGAUUACUUAGUUUAAACUUGUAUUUUAUCGAAAACACCUUAAGAAAAAACUCUCAUAUUUAGAAUAUAUCAGACUUUUAAUGAAAUGAAAAAUCAUGAUUAUUGAAGCAAACUGAUAUUAUUCUAUAUAAUACUGUUUAAUAUUCAAACCAAAGCCAUGGUAGAAGUUAUUUGCUUUGUAUAUCAGAUGAGGGAAAACAAAAACAGGCAUACAGAGAAACUUGGCAAACUAUCCAAAGAUAGAAGAUAGUAUGUGACAGAACCAAAAUUAAAACUCAGGUUUAUCUAAAAGCAGAAAGAGCCCUUUGGGUGUUCACUACCAUGCUGCCUCUCAAUAGAAGUUAUAGAAGCAAAGGUAGAUAAAAUACAGGAACAAAAAAUGUAAACCCUGUAUAAUAAACCGGUUAGGAGUAACUGCAAUUUGUAUUAUGGUUUAUUUAACGUUUAUUUGAGAUUGCAUUUGCUAAUUGAAUAUGCAAUUUCAAAUUUUCUGCUUUUCUAGCCAAUGCAAAUUGUCUCAAAUAAUGGUAAUGAUUGUAUAAUAGCCAUAAUUGUUUUAAUGUGACUUUUUUUCUCGUACAAAUAUCAGCAUAUUUAUAUGACUCAGGCAUUAUGUAUUUUCACUGAGAUUGCAUUUAGAAGAAAAAUUUUUUAUGGCUAAGUAAUUCUGAUAGGGGUUGCUACUGAUGACUUGUGAAGUAAAAGGUACUUACUAUAGAACAUUGUAUUUAGAAUUUUAGUGAUUAUCCCCAUUUACAGGAUUAUCCCAAGCUACCAAAAAAAAAAAAAAAAAAAAAAAGGUUAUGAGAUACAAGUGUUUUGGUUCAUAUAUGUAGUACACGUUUAUUUUCAUUUAAUACAACUUCCCCUAGACUCUCAUUUUUUAAGUUUCUUUGAUCAUCUGUAUUGUCAUUCUCCUCUCUGUCCAUUUAUUCUAUAGAGAGAACAAGUGGCAUUGCUUCUAUCUUCUCCCUGUAGACUUCUAAAGUCCACAGACUGUAGUUCUUACCCCUAUUCAAACAGUGUAAUUCCAAUGCACUUCAUUCUUCACAAAGUCAUCCAUGUUGCCUCUGGUCUUAUCUAGUGGAGAUCUGCAGGAAUGACUGUAUUCCUGAAACCAGCAGUAUAUACUUUUGGCCCUGACCACUCAUCUUCAUUAAUAAGGAGCCCCUGUGUGUGCAGGCUCCUGGUUGGUGGAGGUGCUUAUAUUCUAGAAGAAUUUUUUUGUUGAUUUUUUUUUAAUGCAAGAUAAUCAUAUAAUUGAGUGUGAUUAUAAAAAUUCUAAAAGAUCUACCUAUCCUUGGCACUUACUAUCCUGAAUGUUUCUAAUUUUCUUAAAGUGCCUGACAACUUUGAGAAACAAAGCUUACCAUCACAGCCUUGCACCACUGUGUGUCAUCCUGUAGUUCUGUCAAUGCAGUGACAUCACUGACACACAAUAUCAAGUAGAUUCCUUACCACGACAGUUCACAGUACCAAACAGCAUCAAAAUUACUGAGAUUAAAAACCAAAAUUAAAAUCUUGAAUUUACCCAUUUCACAUUUUUUUUUUUUUUUUAGAUAUUGAUUUCUGUAUAUCCGCAGGCAUGAUCUCAUGUUUGAGAAUGCACUCAAAAGCUGAGAGGCCCAAUUAUCUGCAAUUAAUUAUAAUGCUCAAAAAUCAUGUUAUCUUUGUUGAUACAAUUAAAAAUGAGCAAUUUGCUGAGCUCA